This is a messenger RNA of Bombus impatiens (common eastern bumble bee), 988 nucleotides long. RefSeq lists its product as uncharacterized. The transcript has 2 exons. The coding region runs from base 252 to 833 and encodes 193 amino acids. The record is from RefSeq and is a predicted model, not a curated record. Gene Ontology annotation, cellular component: mitochondrion. Gene Ontology annotation, molecular function: zinc ion binding; protein-folding chaperone binding. Gene Ontology annotation, biological process: protein import into mitochondrial matrix; protein folding; protein stabilization. Lineage: Eukaryota; Metazoa; Arthropoda; Insecta; Hymenoptera; Apidae.
UUUAAUUUAAAGAAAUUUUCUCUGUUCAUUGCUUCAGCUACACCACUUCAUAAUUUGAAUUUGGCGCGGGUUAUUUCACGCAGUGUUCAGCAGAGGGAGUAUGCAUACGGUGUCACGAAAAUGAUAGUUAAGUGUCACAACAUUAAUAGUCAUGACUUUCCUGUCACGUGUAAAUAUAUCAACAUGUACGUGAAAUACAGAUAUAUAUGUACCUAGAAUAAAAGAUCUGGUAAAAAAGAAGAAAAAUCAGCAUGUUUCCGUUGCGACAAAUACUUCGAUGUGGAACGCGACUGGUUCUUACGAGAGAACCUAUAAAUUCAUGUCAGAUUCCAUUGAUUUUGAAAGAUAAACUUGAUGUCAGUCUACACAAGCCAAUUUUUAUACGGAUGAACACGAAUCUUAGUGAAUUAUCGAAAGAAAACAAGGAAGAAGAUCCUAACAAACAUAUCCUCGGCAAAGUUGUAGGAAAACUAAAGGUGAUGUUUACAUGUAAAAAAUGUAACUAUCGAAAUGGGAAAAUUAUAUCGAAACUAGCAUACGAAAAAGGAGUAGUUAUAAUUCGUUGUGACGGCUGCAAGAAUAAUCACUUAAUUGCUGAUAAUCUUGGGUGGUUCGAGGAAUUAAAGAACAAAAGGAAUAUCGAAAAAAUAUUGGCGGCGAAAGGAGAGACCGUACGAAAAAUCCAAAAUGAUUUUGAUGGAUAUCUCGAGGCUGUCGCUAAAGAGGAAUAUGAUUUGAUUCUACAUAAUAAAAAAAUAGAACAGCGUUUAAUGGAAGAGGAAAAAGAAACACACGAUCAAAAUAAGAAGGUUAAAUCUACAGAAGAAUCGUAGGAAAUGUUGUUCAGGAAGCAGAGUUUUUAUUUUGACAAAAUAGACAUAAAUAUAUCUAAAUAAAUGUAAAUACUUCUAAAUUUAUUGUAGACUAUGUGUAUUUUUAAUGCUAUGUUAUAAUUAUGAAGAAACAAUAAUAUCCAAAGUUUGGUUGA